This is a messenger RNA of Poecilia latipinna (sailfin molly), 7023 nucleotides long. RefSeq names its product mediator of DNA damage checkpoint 1 (gene mdc1). Gene Ontology annotation, cellular component: nucleus. Lineage: Eukaryota; Metazoa; Chordata; Actinopteri; Cyprinodontiformes; Poeciliidae. Gene Ontology annotation, molecular function: protein binding. The record is from RefSeq and is a predicted model, not a curated record. Bases 250 to 6279 code for a protein of 2009 amino acids. The transcript is spliced from 12 exons.
GACACUUAUAUUGGCCAAUAGCUCUUUGCUCAAAGACAUAUUGUGGGCGUGGUUGGGUUAGUAUUUACAUUUUGUUUAUGUCCACAAAGUAAAGCAAGACUCCGGGAAGCCUGUGCUAGAGCAUGAUCCCGUCAUUGGUUGUUGGAAUAUUAAAACGCAACGCGUCCAGGGUAAUGAUCAGCAGAUGAGCCCAUCUGAGCUGUAAAGUCACUCGUUAACAGACGGAUACUUCCUUUCUAAUUUCAAGGAAUGGAUGCAACUCAGGCGAUCAAUGACUCGAUAUUCGAGUCAGAGGAGGAGGAAAGUGAAGAGGAGAUCCAAAAUGAAAGGAGGAAACCACUGGCCAAACUGUGCAUCUUAAAUAAUCCACACAUCCCUGAGAAAGAGUUGCCCCUCUUCCUGGGAGAUAAUUUCCUGGGUCGUGACCCAAAUCUUUGCACACUACAGUUGUUGGCACCAUCUGUGUCCAAGCAGCAUGCUGCCAUCAGCAUCUCUGUUCACCGGAGAAGAGGUCGUGUGCAUGAAGUGGACAUGGAGGCCCUGGUUUGGGACCUAAAGAGCAUGAAUGGGACCCGUAAGGGACGCCUAAAGCUGACCCCUAACGUGCGCUAUGCCCUUACUGAGGGCGACAGCUUGGUUUUGGGGGACAUCCCAUGUCGGUAUGUGAGCUCCAGGGUGGACUCCCCUUCUUCCCUUGGUGACAUUGAGACUCCAAGACAAUCGGAAGCAAGCGCCAGAUUGUCAGAUUGGGAUGACGUUGACACAGGAAGCAAGAAAUGUGUCAGUAGUGGCACAAAGGCUAAGAGGACUGCCGUCACAGGCGGUUGCCUCUCAUUUGAGAAAACUCCAGUGCAGCCACAGGGGAGCUUGGUGCCAGAAUCUGAUUCUGACUCAGAGAGUGAAAGAGAAGGGAGAGGAAACAGAAAACAGAAGGCUGUUGUGUCUGAUUCAGACUCCCACAAAUCCAGUCUGAACAAUUCUGCAUUUGUAAGCCCUCCGAGCAAAGUGGUUCCUGAAAGUGAAGACGAAAGCUCCAUCACACCGUCCUCCUCCAGCAGAAAUGGGUCAAGCAGACGCAUCAGUUUCAGCUUGGAGAAGACGGAUGUUGACCUGGAGAAAAACAAGUCACCCGUGUUUGUGGAAAAUGGUAUGGAGGAAGGAGAAGGAGCAGCCGAAGGAGGGACGUUUUCAGAAGAAAGCAGAGAUAAUGUGAAAAGGGAAGGCGGUAAAAGUCCCACAGGAAGCGGUGAAUCACUCAGGUCGCCGCUACAGGUCUCCAGAGACGCCGUCCCUGAAUUUAACCUGGACAGUGACACGGAUGUGGAGGGAGGAGAGGAGGAGGAGGCGCCUGCUGGGAAAAGUGAUCAACGCCCAAACACAGUCCUGUCACACAUGGACAGUGACACGGACGUUGAUGAAGAUGUCUCAGAUAAAACUCCAAGAACGUCAUCUUCAAAUGAUGAAGCAACAAAAUGUUCUCCUGCUGCUUCUGGCAUUCAGCUUGAGGGCAUCACAGUGGAGAGUGACACUGACAUGGAUGAUGAUGAUGAUGAUGAUGAUGCUAACGUCACAUCCAAAGCUACGUUACCUAAGGGUGAGCACAGUGCUGACUCCGUCCCUUCAGUACAGUCUGAAGAUUUCCACUUGGACAGCGACACAGACGUGGAUGAGGAAGAGGAGGCUGGGAAACGGGGGAAUCCCAAAAUGGGCGAAACGCUCAGUGAAAACUCUGAUAAACCUCUUUCUCCUCACAGUCUCCAUCCAGACAGUGACGCCUGUGAUAAGGAGGUGGCUGCAGCUGGUUUGGAUAUUUUGUCCGAAAGUGAUACAGACCUGGAGGAAGACUCACUCCCCGCUGUCCCUGCUGCUGCAGCAGACCUGCCUGUGUCGUCUGCUGCAGCAGCAGGAGCUCCAGAAUCUGAUGCAGACACAGAUGUUGACGAACCUGUUGCUCCCCGAGCUGCAGACGAGGGCAAACCAGCUGACCUUAGGAUGGAAAGUGAUACAGACGUGGAGGAUGAGGAGGCAAAUCCUGGGGAGGAAGAAGGGGGCCGACAGACAGAAAAUGCUCUUCGGCAGAACUGUUCUACUCCUGUUCAAGUUUCAGAAGGAGAAGUUGAGCAGAUGGAAACUCAGGCCUUCACAAUCCCCACUUCUCAUCCACCUAGAAAUGCUGUACCUUCCUCCUUAAGACCAGCAUUAAUGUCGUCUUGCUCAGACAGUCAGGAAGAUGAAGAUUAUGCUGUGGCUGAGACCCAGUCUUUCAUUCUUCAGACAAGAAGUUGCCACAAAGGCUUGAAUCCAAACCGAACCUCCGUUCUCGAGUCCUCCGCUGUCAAACCAGAGGACCGGUCCAACAGAGAUGAUUCUUUCCAGCUGGGACUGUCUGACAGCAGCCACCUGCAGGGCGAGGCCAGGGAGAACGCCCGAGCUGACGCCGCAGUCGAUGGUGGCGUAAACAUGGAGGAUACUCAGGACUAUGAGGAAAGUGCAGAGAAUGACUCGAACCUGGAGGCCACGCAGCCCUACGAGGUGGAGCAUCCCAGAUCUUUGUCUAGAAAAGAAACCUGUGUUGACUUGACUAUGGAAGCAACUCAGGCUUAUAUCCCAGAACCGUAUGGUGAAGGUUCAGAUGAAGAUGAGGGACUGAACUCUGCCAGGACUGAGAGUGUGGCUCCAUCUGCACUUGCUAUGGCUGAAACCCAGCCAAUGUUCUCUUCUGCGGAGGAUAAUGAGCCAGAUUGUUCCUCAGAACCGGUUAAGAAUGAAACGGAGAGGCACGUCGCUGAUUCUGAAUCAGUAGUGGAAACACAGCCCAUGUUUACAAGCGACAACGAGGAGAGCGGCGAUGAAGAGUUGUCAGAGUCCCUGAAGUCUUCAGAGGCGCAGAAACAUCCACGGACUUCUUCACCUUUAUGCCUUGCUGAAACCCAACCCGUGUGUCUGAGCGACAAUGAGGAGAGUGGCGACGACGAAGAGUUGUCAGCGGAGUCCCUGCGACCUUCAAAAGUGGAAACACACCCAAACACUGAUGCGGCUUUGCCGCUUGCUGAAACCCAGCCCCCGCAUGUCGGCGCUGACGAAACUGAGCCGAAGGAUUCAUGUGGAGAUCAUGAAAAUAACUCCGAGAUCCUUCUUCCACGGAAAAGAAAAGCAAAGCAGCUUCAUAUUGACGAAGAGGAGUCGCAGCAGCGCACAGACUCUGGUGAAACACAGCCUUUGACUCCAGGUGAGGAUGAUGACGAUUUGAUGCCAAGCCUGCGGAAAAGGAAAGCAAAGCCGCUGCAGCUGGAAGACGAGACACAAUCACUCGUUGGUUCUCAAGUCUCUGCAGAUGGAUCUCAGCGUUCGGUUACAUGCGAGGAAGAACAAAGCAGCCAAGACUUUAUCUCCACCCGAAAAAGGAAAGCGAAGCCGCUGCACAUUGAAGAUGAGCAGACCCAGCCUCUGAUAAGUUGUGAAGAUGAAGACAUCCUACCAGAAAGGGAGACGAAAGCUCUUCCUCUCACCGCUGCUGGAGUUCCUCCUGCUGAAGUUCAGGCAGAAGUUCAGGCAGAAGGGAGGGAUGGAAAAAGGGAUGGCGAUGAAUCCGUCACAUAUCCACGGAAAAGAAAGGAAAAGCGGCUUCAUCUUAAGGAAGAGGAGACGCAGCCGGUCUCAGCUUCUGAAUCUCAGAGAAGAAUCGACAGGACGAAAAAGGAAAGCAAAGCCGCUGCAGCUGGUACCAAAGAAACAGGAGAACAAACCAAGAACAAGGAUGAGAGCGACCAGCAGGAAGUGAAGGUAGUUAAUCGACAGACAAGAGGGAGAAGAACUACAAGAAAACAAGAACAAGACGAGGACAAAAAAAAGAGCCAGACAAAGGAGCAAAGAGACGGGAAACCUAGAGAAGACAAGGAAGAAACAGAAAGACACAAGGAGAAGGAAGAGCUGAAUAAUGAAGGGACAUCCAAGUCUCAUCUUGAGGACGAGAUGCAGCCGGUUACGAUUUCUGAAGUCUCUCCAGCGAAUACUCUGAAAAAAAACGAUGUGUUUGAUGCAUCCAGCAUUUCGAGUUCAAUGGAAACUCGAUUAGGAGAAGAAGAAGAAAAGGCACAAUGUUCUUCACGUCAAAAUAGACAAACAAAGACUGAAAAUAAACCAUUACCAAGCACCAAAGGACGGAGAGGGAAAGCCAAAUCGGAGGAUGACAACAAUCAGGAAGAGGUGAAGGCGGCUAAUCAACCGUCCAGAGGGAGAAGAAGUACCAGAAAACAGAAUGAUGAUGAAAGACAAAGGAGCGAUGAAAAUAAGAGCCAUAUAAAGGAGGAAGGAGACAAAGAAGCGAGAGAACAUGUGGAAACAGAGAGGCGCAAUGAGAGGGAAGGAAAAUCAAAAGGAAAACACAGAUUAAAGGAGACGAAAUCAGGAGGUGAAGUAGAAGAAGAAAAGGGAACAAGUGUGGAAACAACAAAGAUGGACCAAGAACACCUUGCAAGACUGGAGAAAGAAAAACAGCCCAAAGAAUCACAAGAAGACAAGAACGAAGAGGAGAGCCCCAAAGGUUCUGCAAGAGUGCGAAGAGCUGCAAGAAGAACAACCACAGCGGCGUGUGAAGCCUCGAGCGAGGAUGUCCUGGCAAGGAGAACCCGAUCCCGCUCCAACUCCCUCAGCUCAGAGCAGUCGGUCUCCUCCAUCAACAGCAACACCCCGGAGAACAAAGGGAGAGGAAGAGGAGCGAAGAGGAGCAGCGAAGCCUCCCAGACGGAUACUGUGAGAAGCAGCCGCCGAAGGACGACGACGGCGACCGCAGCGGAGCCGGACGCUGAAGCUCAGGCGGUCAGUGCGAGCUCUAAGGUCUCCAGAGGAAGACCACAAGGAAGAGGGAGGAAGACCUUGUCUCAGCCCGAUGUUGUGAUUAAAGAAAAUGAACAGAAAGCCACUGAAGUUCUGCAGCUAGAUGAGAAAAGGAAAGCAGAGCCUAGGCUUGCUGGUACCAGUAGGGGGCAGCGGCGAGUCACUGCCAGUUGUUCUGAAGCUUUAGUUUUAAAUGAUGAGGGCCUUCAGUCAAAUCAGGAAAAGACGUCUGCUGAUCUAACAUCCCCUCUGCCCAAGAGGAACAUGAGGGACAGGGGCGCAAAAACUGUAAAGACCGAGCCUGUGGAGGAAACUGAGGCUCCCACAGCGACUGACGGUGACGAGACCACAAACAAGAGAAAAGCAAAAACUAGUGAGGAAAAAACUGAAGUGGAUAGAGUCCAAAAAUCAACAGAACCAGGAGGGAAAGAGGAGCAACAGGAAGAGAUUCCUGCUGGGAUACAGGGCAGGAGAACAAGCAGAGCCUCAAGCUCUCAGGUGAAGAAGAACGAAGAGUUGCCCCCUAAACAGGAAUUAAAAGAUGGAAAGAAGGCGGCGGCGGGAGCUGCUGGGAAGAAAGCCAGGGGUCGAACAACCGUGGUCCAGAAAAAUAAAAACCAGGAGCUGCAGGAAACUCAGACGUCUGGUUCUUCCAUGGAGCCGCCUGGAAACGAGAUUGAACCAGAGAUCUCGGCCGUGACUCCUCCCCAGAAGCGGCGGGUUUCCUCAAAUUCCUCCCCCAUGGCGAAGACGCCGCGCUCCUCCUCUGCGUCUCCAGCUACGGUUAGCCGAGUUCGAGCCGGGAGCCAAACCUACAAGGUUCUGUUCACAGGAGUGGUGGAUGAAGAUGGAGAGCAGGUGCUGGCUCGUCUAGGAGGCGCCAUGGCCAGAGGCGUCUCCGACAUGAACUGUCUCGUGACAGACAAAGUGCGAAGGACGGUCAAAUUCCUGUGCGCCGUGGCCAAAGGUGUCCCAGUCGUCACCACUCGGUGGCUGGAACAGAGCGGUAAGGCUGGGAGCUUCCUUUCUCCGCUUGCUUUUGUUGUGAACGAUCCGGAGCAGGAGAAGAAGUUCAGCUUCUCCCUGCAGGAGUCUCUGAGGACUGCCAGCAGUCAGCCUCUCCUCCAGGGAUAUGAGAUCCACGUCACGAAGUCGGUAAAGCCAGAACCGGUUCACAUGAAAGACAUCAUCACCUGCAGCGGCGCUACCUUCCUGACAAAGAUGCCUGCGGCUCACAAGCCUCGGACCGUGGUGAUCUCCUGCGAGGAGGACCUGCGGCUGUGUGGCCCCGCCGUGUCUGCGUCUCUUCCUGUCGUCACUGCCGAGUUUAUUCUCACAGGAAUCCUGCAGCAGAGAGUCGAUUUUCAGACUCACGCACUUUCUCCCUCUGCCACCAACCCGCGGCCUGCUGAGGGCAGAGGAAGAGGCCGAAAGAAGACUUAGCACACGAUAUCUCACUGUGAGCACGUUUGGGUUUGUGCGUCUCUGAGAUUAAAUGACAGACUUUCUAUCUGCGUAAAAAGUUAGGAAUGUAUUCACCAUCAAAUGCAAACAAAUUUUCUAGGUACGUUGUUUUUGCUUCAGGUGAUAGUGUUCAUUUUCUGUUUGCUUGCAACAUUUAGAACAUGUUCCUGGAGGCUGGACUCGUGAAGCAGAUUAGUUUCCGCCAUGAAGUUUGAUAUGUUUAAAUCAUGCGCGUGUGUGUGUGUGUGUUGAAGUCUCUUUAUUGAAAUCCAUCUGCUCCAGAUGUCUGUAGGUACAACAAGAUUGUUUCCUGUGCUGAUAAAAUGUGCAUAGUGCCUUUUAUAUGUCAGAUGACCAUGUGCUCACCACUGUGUCUAUUGCUCCUGUCUCCAUUAAGCAGCUCCACUCCAUUAAGGCGUCAUUCAAUCUCCUCUCCUUCAGGGAGAGAUGCACGCCAUGAUUUCCUCCUAGCUAUGAUGCUGCUGCAGCAGCAGCAACAUUUCAUCCUGUUGGCCCAUCACACACCUUCACUACAUGUCAAACUCUUACUGGGUUUUUGCUGUACAUGGUCUUUUAAAGGUGAAAACAAAAACUUGUCAUUUAUGCCUCACAUGUGACUUGACAGAGAUUGUGUCAAAUCAUGAAAACAUUAAAGGUUUUGUAUAUGUUGGAAUUGUUUGUAUUUAAUCUUCUCACUCUAUGUUUGCAUAAAUAUCUCAAAUU